Molecule: messenger RNA, 389 nt
Organism: Panicum virgatum (switchgrass)
Lineage: Eukaryota; Viridiplantae; Streptophyta; Magnoliopsida; Poales; Poaceae
Exons: 3
Coding region: 32-376 (114 amino acids)
Source: RefSeq, a predicted model, not a curated record
CGAAGGGAAGGCAGCCGCCGGCUCAAGCUCCAUGGAGCAACAACCAAGCUCUAGCAGAAAAGGGAAAAGAAAGGCACAAGAAAGAGAUCUAAAGAGCUAUUUUAGUCCAUUCGGAUCCAGUAGCACAAACCCAAGCACUCAUGGAAGUGAAGUUGGUAAUGCUAUAAUAGAGGAGGAAGAGGUGGUGGAAACUCAUUUGGAGGACACCAAUACCAUAGGCCAACAGCCAGGUAGCAAUGAAAAUGAUCAAGGAGGGCUUUCAUGGAACGAGGUCCAACUCAACCUAGUAGUCAUGUUUUUCCUAGAGGAGAAGAUAAAAGGCGCUUUCGAAAAGAAUGGUUUGAGAAAUAUAAUUGGCUGGAAUAUAGCUUGGUGAAUGGUAAGGCUUA